UUGGUGUGAAGGGUUAUUCCGCGAGAGAGCCAGGCGGGCGUGCUAGCCAAUCAGCGGCCGCGUCUAGUAGCGUCAGGGCGGGGACACUUGUGAUUGACUCAGACUCUUGAUAAGAGGCGGUCGCUAGGCGACACCGCGCGUGAUUAAUGGCGAGGGGGUGGGCGUCUCAGCCAAUCACCUUUCGCCACAGAUUCAGGGUGUGUGUCAAAUGGUCCUGGACCAAUCCGUGGCUGAGGCAGAAACAACAGGGCGGGGCCGUCCUCUUGCCAAUCGGAAGUGCUAGGAGGUGGGCCUGCCAGUCCGUGGACAGAUACGGCGCCAUGAAUAUCUUACCCAAGAAGAGCUGGCACGUCCGGAACAAGGACAAUGUCGCCCGCGUGCGGCGUGACGAGGCCCAAGCUCGGGAGGAGGAGAAAGAGCGUGAGCGGAGGGCGCUACUCGCUCAGCAAGAGGCCCGCACAGAAUUCUUAAGGAAGAAAGCGAGGCAGCAGAGCUCACUACCUGAGCUCGAAGCAGCAGAAGCCGGAGUCCCAGCCUCUGGCCCUGUGGAUCUGUUUCGGGAGCUGCUGGAGGAAGGGAAAGGGGUGACCAGAGGCAACAAAGAGUAUGAGGAAGAAAAGCGACGAGAGAAGGAGAGGCAGGAGAAAGCCUUGGGCAUCCUGACGUACCUGGGCCAGAGUGCAGCAGAAGCCCAGACUCAGCCCCCUUGGUACCAGCUCCCCCCAGGGCGAGGGGGCCCUCCCCCUGGUCCAGGACCAGAUGAGAAGGUCAAGAACCGCCUGGACCCUCUGCAGGAGAUGCAGAAGCAUUUGGGGAAGAAGAGGAAGCGCAGUGGUGAUGAUGGCAGUGACGGCAGAAAGGAAAAGAAGGAAGAGCCUGAGAAACGACGACCCAAGGAACCCCCGUCCCUGGACCAGCUUCGAGCUGAACGUCUCCGGCGGGAAGCAGCCGAGAGGGCUCGGGCAGAGGCCCUGCUGGCCCAGGUCAGAGGCACGGUGGCCCCGGAGCACCAGGCGGAAGAAGAGGUGGAUGACCGGCGGAGGCGGUACAACUCUCAGUUCAACCCCCAGCUGGCCCGGCGCCCCCGCCGGCAGGAACCCCACCUCGCUCACUGACUCUGAGGGGGUACAGGAGAGGCUGCUGCUGCCAGCCGUCAUAUAAAACUAUUUAUUCAUAAAUAUUUUCCAAAAUGAAAA
Molecule: messenger RNA, 1196 nt
Organism: Camelus dromedarius (Arabian camel)
Lineage: Eukaryota; Metazoa; Chordata; Mammalia; Artiodactyla; Camelidae
Gene: LENG1
Product: leukocyte receptor cluster member 1
Exons: 4
Coding region: 147-1115 (322 amino acids)
Source: RefSeq, a predicted model, not a curated record